Molecule: messenger RNA, 7131 nt
Organism: Acanthopagrus latus (yellowfin seabream)
Lineage: Eukaryota; Metazoa; Chordata; Actinopteri; Spariformes; Sparidae
Product: GRIP and coiled-coil domain-containing protein 2
Exons: 24
Coding region: 168-5114 (1648 amino acids)
Biological process (GO): late endosome to Golgi transport
Cellular component (GO): Golgi apparatus
Source: RefSeq, a predicted model, not a curated record
UGCUUUAGCCUGCUAACUCAAAACCAAAACAGAGGGGAUGUUUUCGUAUUAAACCUUUAAAAAAAUCGGAAAUAAUUUCACAUAUCGCUUUAGUUCUGUCCGGUCGACUUACCGGUUAUCUCGCUGUGUUCGUCAGACGACUGUGGAGCAGCUGAACACCGCUUGAGAUGGAGGACCCUGGUGGAACCGGAGCAGAGUCUGUGGCUCAGUCACCAGGGGGUGCAGCCAAAUCAAAGCUGGACACGCUGUCCAAAGAUGACCUUAUCAAGUUUGCAAAGAAGCAGAUGGCUGGCAUGCAGAAAAUGAAGAGCAAAUAUGCAGAUUUGGAAAAAGAAGUUGCGUCACUCAAACAACAAUCCAAAAACAGUAACAGCAGUUCAGAUGACUCUGCUCUGAUACAGGAGCUGACUGAAAGGAUGGACGCCUUACUGCUUGAGAAGGCCGAAACUCAACAAAGUCUUACACUGUCUCGUAAAGAUCUAGAGAGGACUAAGCAGCAAGCCAAGGAUGAUCUGGCAGCACUGCAAGGAGAGCUUGACCGUGUAAUAGGAGAUCACCGAAAGAAGAUUGAGAACCUAGAGAGCAGCAUUGAGGAAUCCAACAACAAACACCAAGAAGAAGUGGCUCAUUUCCAGAAUUUGCUGAAGGAGCUAGAAGAAAGUGACAGGCAGAGGGAGAGUGAAAGAGAGAGGGAGCGCCUGGCUGAACGUGAGCGUGCAAAAGAGGGCGCAGAAGGAGUUCGCGUUCGCUUAGAAGCUCAGCUGGAAACCCUCCGAGCUGAACUCGAAGCGAUCCAAGAGGGAAAAUCUAGGGAGAUUGUUGAGCUGCAGGAGAGCCACCAAAGGAUGUUGACUGAGGCCCAGCAGGAAGUGGAGAACCUGAAGGAGGAGCUGGCCCAGAAGAGUCUGCAGCAUGAGGAGGAAAUGAGGGCUCUGGAGGAGGACUGUGAAAUGGAGAGAGAGAGGCUCCUGUUGCUCCAUGAGGAACUGACUGAGCAGCUCGCACUCAAAGACAGCUACCUGCAGGAUGUGCAGGAGGAAGAUGAGGAACCUCCCCGUGGGUCGGGGAUCGCCAAAAUGCUGGAGUUGUCUGGUUGUAGCCAGGGUGACUCCAGCCAUGGUGAUCCAGAGGAGACAGAGACUGGGAGACUGAGAGCAGCCUUUGAAGAACUUCAAGCCCAGACCACCAUGUUGCAGGACGAGCUCACCCUGCUCAGUAAUGUGAAGGGGGAGCUCGAGGCAGAGCUGGAGAGGAUCAAGGAUGAGUUCCAGUUGGAGAGAGAAGAGCUGGAGUUCAAAAUCAAUGAAUUGCAGAUGAACCGAGAAGGCGCUCCCAAUGAUGCAGCCGUAACCCUGGACCCAGACCAGCAGGAAGCACACAGAGAUGCAGAAGAGACCCUCCCUUGUGAGUCCAAAGAGUCAGCAAUCAGUCCUGGGGACCACUCGAAUCAGGAGGAGCUGAGGGCCCAGUGUGAGACCUUGACCAGAGAGAGAGAUUCUGCUCUGGCUGAGUGUCAGCACAUGAGGGACAUCCUGCAAGGUUUUGAGACAGAACUGGGUGAGAAGACGAAAGAUUUUGUUCAGCAGUACGAAGCCAUGAAGGAGCAGGGGGCUAAUCAUGUACGGGAGAUCCAGGAGAAGAUGGAACACCUGAACCAGGAGAGGGAGGAACUGUUGGAGAGGAUGAGAGAGGUUACAGAGGAGAAAAACAAUCUAAAGCUGAAGCUUGAGGUUUCGGCUGGUGAGGACCAGAAACUCCAAUCUUCUGUGGAGGAACAAACAACUUUAGCCUGCGAGCUGAAACAAUCUGUGGAAGAACUGACCUGGCAGAAUGAGGAGAUCCUUUCCCAACUGCAGAUGAAGGAAAAAGCAACUCAAGACCUGGAAGAGAUUGUCAGCACCCUGACUGAAGAGCGAGACAAAACACUUUCUCAGCUUCAGCUCCGAGAAGAGGAAAUGCAGAGGCUGAGCAAUGAGAGAGCGAAUGAGGUUGAGAGGCAAGAAAAUGAGGCACUUUCGCAAAAAGAGGAGAAAAAGAAGGAGCUGAAAAGCCUGAAGGAUGAAGUACAACAUCUCAAAGAGGAGAAGGAGCACCUAAAAGAGGAGGUGGACAGAAGGCAGGAGUCACUUUCUGCUUUAGAGCUGACUAUCAAAGACCUCUCCACAGAAAAGACUGACCUCCAUCAGAAAUUACAAGAGGCAUCCUCUGAGCUCUCCAAAGCUCAGGAAAUGGGGGAGAUAUUGGGCUCCAAGCUGGCAGCAUUGGAGGCUCAGCUAGAGCAGGAGACAUCUGAAAAAAAUCACCUCAAGGCAAAGUUGAAUUCAUCGGCAGAGGAGGCAGAGCAGGCUCGCACCGCCAUCAGAGCUCUGGAGGAAAAUCAGUCUGAAGCACUCAGAAACUCCAGCGAAGAAGUCAAGGAGCUCCGAGCACAUGUAGAUGAGCUGGAAAAGGAAAAGAGCCUUUUGAGGAGUAGUCUCGAGGAGGCUAAAGGGGUAACGACAUCAGAGGAGGUGCAGAAGGAGCUCCAGGCUCGUAUCGCAGACCUGGAACAGGAGAGGAACAUGUUGAGAAACAACCUGGAGGAGGUGGUGAAGGAUACCGAAGGGCUGCAGAAAGACCUGGAGGAUAUGAAGGCAGUCAAUGAAAGGAUUAAUGAAGAGAACAAGAAACUGCAGGCUCACAUCUCUCUGGUGAGUGAGGAGAAAGAGGAGAAGGAUAAGGGGGAAAUGGAGGGUGACCUGGAGAAGGAGAGAAGAGAGCUCCAUGAACAGCUGACAGAGAAGGAGUCACUCAUAUCUCAGAUGAGGAGCGAGAUGGCUGCUCUCCAGCAGUCUGCUGCCCAAUCUGCUUCCUCUGAGGAAAAUGCAGCCAAUGAGACCAAAGACAAAAUAGCUCUGCUGGAGAAAGAACACAAAGAGAAGGAUGAGAAGAUGAACAAAAUCAAGGCAGUGGCUAUCAAAGCAAAGAAGGAGCUGGACAUCAGCAAGAAAGAGGUUGCAACCCUCAAAGAGGAAGUAGAAACACUGAAAGCACAGAGGGAGAAAGUGAACAGCUCUAUGAAGGAUAUCAUCCAUGGUGCUGAAGGCUACAAGAACCUGCAGAUAGAUUACGACACGCAGACAGAGCAACUGCAUAAGGAGAGAGAGAAGGUGGAGGCGGCGGAGAGACAGAUUGCUGAGCUGACCAGUCGACUCAGCAGUGCUGUCACACAGAAUGAGGCAAUGAGGAGUGAGAAGGAGGACCUGCUGGCUGGUAUAGAAACUGUGAGGAACACAGUGAGGCAGCUGGAAACCCAAAACCAGGAGCUGCAACGGCAGUCAGGCAGUCUGGAGAGAGACCUGGUGGCUGAGAGAGCUAUGAAAGAGCAGAAGAUCAAGGACUUGUCAUCUGCCAUGAAGGAGGUAGAAGAGCUGACAGCCCAGCUCUGCAAACAGCAGCAGCAGUCUCAGCAGACUGCCCAGGAGCUUGAGCAACUACGCAAGGAGGCGCAGCAGAGCUCUCUGCUGGACAUGGAGAUGGCCGACUACGAGCGCCUGGUCAAAGAACUCAACGCCAAACUUGUAGAGAGAGACCAGUCUGCUGAGGAGUUAAAGGCCCAGAUAAACACACUGAACCAGAAGGAGGACACGCUCAAACAGGAGAUUGAGUCUUUGAAGUCGCAGCUGGACCAGGGGGAGGAGAAGACCUCCAAGAUUAAACAGAUGCUGGUGAAGACCAAAAAAGACUUGGCCGAUGCCAAGAAACAGGAAAGCUCCCUCAUGAUGCAGCAGGCCUCUCUGAAAGGAGAGCUGGAGGGUAACCAACAGCAGCUAGAAAGCUCAAAGAUCGAGCUGUGCGAGCUGACGGCAGAGCGGCAUCGUCUGCAGGAGCAGCUGAGGUCUGCGUUGGAACAGCAACAAAGAACCAGCAGCUCCCUGCAGCAGCGAAUCAACAGUCUACAGCAGGAGAGAGACACUGCUAAGGCUGAGCUCAUGGCAACAACUGGUGAGUUCGAGAGCUACAAGGUGCGAGUCCACAAUGUUCUCAAACAGCAGAAGAGCAAAACCAAUUCCCAGAGUGAUGGAGAGACUGGUAAAUUAGAGAGGGAGCACUUGUCCUCUCAGGUAGACCAGCUGAGGUCCAGGCUGGCAGAGAGCCAUCAGAGCCUCCAGAGCAGCACAGCCGAGCUGCAGCAGCUCCAGAAUGAACACGACACUCUGCUGGAGAGACACAACAAGAUCCUCCAGGAAACCAUCAGCAAGGAGGCCGAGCUCCGAGAGAGGCUGCUGUCGUUGCAGUCAGAAAACGUGACUCUGCGGGCGGACCUGUCUCAGGCUCAGGCUGACCUGUCCUCCCAGGUGGACGCCCAGCGCCAGACCUACAGGGAGCAGCUGAGGAAGCUACAGGAUGACCACCGGAGUACUGUGGAGACCCUUCAGAGCCAGCUGACCCGCGUCGAGGAGCAGCUCUUCAACCUGCAGAGCCAGAACAGUUCAGUGGUGGUCCAGUCCGGCCGUAAGUCCCUGGCGUCAGACACCCAGCGCAGAAACGCAGAUCAGAACUCGGCGGGGCUGGGACUAAUGGUCCUCAGUGACCUCCAGUCUAUGGCAAGGGAGGAGGGCGAGGGUAUGGAGACCACUGAGACUGAGAGCCCCUCUCCUGUUGUCACACCCCUGCCCUCUCUGGAGCAUCUUCUCAUGUCACCAGACCCCAAACAAGAACCAUUUGUGUGGACCGUGGAGCCAACCAAAGAAGAGCUGACUCAAAAGCUGAGCACCGCCACCCGCAGUAUGGAGCACAUGAACAGCCUGCUGCACGAAACUGAGGCCACCAAUGCUGUUCUCAUGGAGCAGAUUACCUUGCUGAAGAGUGAGAUACGCCGUUUGGAGAGAAACCAGGAGAGGGAGAAGAGCGUGGCCAACCUGGAGUAUCUGAAGAACGUCCUGCUGCAGUUCAUCUUCCUGCGAUCUGGCAGCGAGAGGCAGGCGCUUCUGCCCGUCAUCCACACAAUGCUGCAGCUCAGUCCAGAAGAGAAGAGCAAACUGGCUGCCAUUGCACAAGGUGAGGAAGAGGGUUCUGGGACUCGAGGCUCAGGCUGGUCCUCCUAUCUCCACAGCUGGUCGGGGAUCAGAUAGACCUCAUGGUCAACCAAUCCAACAAAACAAUUAGAGGAGGAAGGGGGAGGAUAAGAUGUUACUGGGCCUUUUUCUGUGAAAACCUGUACUCACCAGUGAUGCUUCACAUUCAGAUUAGCAGUAAGAGUUUGAGGUUAACGGGGGCAAACAUUUUCUGGGACACAGUUGAAGGGACCAAGGAAUGUAUCAGAAAGGAAAUAAGAAGUGGGAGACAAAACCAAAACAUUUGACAUGAAUAUUGUUUUGAAUUUGCAGUGCAAUAGUUUGAUAAGUCUCUUAACAAUUAAUAUAAACUGUGAGAAAUUUCUGUCUUCCUUACUCUUACUAUCGACACACGUAUUUACAACAGCAUUUACUGGACAUGAGGGUAAUGCGUCCUUAAAGUGGAGCUCAUAAAAAGGCAUCACUAGCACUAUGAAAUUAUCAUUUGUAUGUAGUUAUAUUCACACUGUACAAUGCACAAUAAUGUGCAAAAAUUAUAGGAGGAGGUUUUAAUCAAGGGAAUGACUUCUUAAUUAGUGGCAUUAUAUCACUUUCAGACUGAUUACUUCUAAAGAUUUUACUUCUAAUGGGCUUGUACUGUGUGGCACAGUAUGCUUCAAGGACUAUACUAGAGUUUUAGAUCUUUGGGUACAAAUCACAAAUUCUCAACAUUUUUUUCAACAGUUUUCAAGAUUUUCAGUUGUUUUUACUUCAUUAGAGGUAGGCAUUUUCUUCCGUUCCCAGCAGUAUGAAAAUCUACUUGAAACUCACUCAGUGCAUCAGAGUAAACACCAUCUCUGCUUUUAUUUUUUGUUAGAGAGAAGACAUUAAGAACCUUGGGGAUUCUAGUCAUUUGUAAUAAUUGUGGAGGACUUCUGUGAUCUUAAUCCAGUGCGAAUCUGGCAUGUCCAUAACUUAUGAAGGAAAAACGUCAUCAUGUAUUACCCACCGUUCACACGUGACUAAUAUUAGUCCUGUGCGAAUAGGCAUGUUUUGGGGGUGAUUUGGAGUUGUAUUUAAUUUUUGAAAACCUCUGUUUUCUAUUGUUAGAAAACUGAACACUUGUGAAAUUAGAUCACAGCUCACAACAUGUUUAACAGCUUUUUAACAGCUGUGCUUUGAGAUUGGCUAAGUUGACAUUUAAAAGCGAUGACCAUUAAGGUUAAGAGCUGCAAACACAUGCAGAAAAAUAAUUAAAAAACUCUAUAUGGUAAUGUGGCUUCUGUAGAAGAGAAAGGUUUCCUGUAGGUCUGUUAUUAUCUUAUUUCAAGUACAAAUAAGUGCAUUUCUACAUUCUCAGGUUCACCUGACCGACAUGACUGACAGAACAUCAUCAUAAUAUCAUGUUUAUAUUUUUUCGGAUUGAUUUUGCAUUUGUUCACUAAUCCUUCACUUUCUGCAAUCAGAAGCAGUUUCUUUAACUUUUUAUUUAUCCUCUAACAGUGGUUGCAUAGUGAUUCUGUUCAGGUUACUGUGUAAUUGGUUGUCACUGUUUGUUGUGGUUGUUCUGGCUUAAUACAAAAUUGUUAUUUUAAUGUUUUCUAUGUCUGUUCUGGGAAUACAUUCUGGUUCCAUCAGCGGUUGUGCUGCUGUUUAAUCACUGGAUAUGAAAGCUUUCUCGCAGCUUCAUCUGCUCAGCUGGCUUGUUGAAGGACGGUCCGCGUGACAAGCAAGCACAUCCAACCCUGCUGAAGUGUCCUUGAGCAAGACUCCCUAUCAGACCCAUGCGUGCCUGACCAUGACCUCUGACCUCUCAGUGCACAGAGGUCCCCCUCCCCGUAAAUCACACGUCCAUCCUCAUGACACACAUUUUUUGCUCACAUCGUACCAAUGAAGACUAUAACAGGCUCAUUAAUUUUCUCAUUCCGGCGGCAGCUUUUUUGUGAUUCCCUCAUCGGAGUGAAUGUAUUUGUAUCUAAGUCUUUUAUAUUUAUGGUGGUUAUUGUCAGGAGAAGCUGUGAGAGAUUACUGUAACUUUAAAAUCUUGUUCUGUUAACUGGUUCAACUUAUUUUAGUUGAGUUCUUGAUUUUUUUU